Molecule: messenger RNA, 1433 nt
Organism: Brassica napus (rape)
Lineage: Eukaryota; Viridiplantae; Streptophyta; Magnoliopsida; Brassicales; Brassicaceae
Product: E3 ubiquitin-protein ligase At4g11680
Exons: 2
Coding region: 183-1214 (343 amino acids)
Source: RefSeq, a predicted model, not a curated record
CAUAGACCAGCGGUUAUCUUCUACCUCUCCUGCGUCUGUUUCUUCAAUCCUAAGCAAAACUCCAUUUUCUUUGGUUGCUUCCUCGUCGCCAUCACAACGCCUAACUUCAUCUUCUCUGACAUAAUCAGUCCUAAGAGGGAUCACAAAUCAAACUCUCUGUUUCUUGGCUUAAACACUCCACAAUGAGUACACGUUAUUCAACUCAACUGCAAUCAUCAGCCAUUACAUCCAUCACCGUCUCCUCAUCUUCCUCCUUAGACACCACCACUCCACGAGAUGAUGAUAACACUCGCAUGUCUCCAGCUUCCAACACUCGUGUUAACUCUCCAACAUCCUUCUUGAUAAGACUUGCAAUGAGGGUAUCUAGAGCAAGGUGGUUCAUUUUCUUGAGAAGAGUGUUUCAUUACCAGAACGGUUCAAGAUCCGAUCUUGGCGCCAACCCUUUUGAGUCAACCACUUGGAUGAUAUCAGAGCUCAUCGCUUUACUCGUACAGAUCACUGUGAUCACAUCCACACUAGCUUUUUCCAAGAGCGAGCGGCCUAUUUGGCCCGUGAGGCUCUGGAUCACCGGGUACAACGUUGGAUGUUUACUCAGUCUGAUGAUAUUAUACGGUCGGUACCGUCAGCAAGACAUUAGCCAAGGCAAUGGGUUUACCUUUGGUGAUAUUGAGCAGCAGCAACAGAGAAGCAGAGAAGAGACCAGGUGCUCGCAUUUGAUGAACAGAUGCAGGACAUUGCUGGAGCUCUUCUUUGCGAUAUGGUUUGUGAUAGGAAACGUAUGGGUGUUUGAUUCUCGGUUCGGUUCUUUCCACUAUGCUCCAACCCUUCAUGUCCUCUGCAUCUCUCUUCUCGCUUGGAACGCUCUCUGCUACUCCUUCCCGUUUCUUCUCUUCCUCCUGCUAUGUUGUGUUGUGCCUCUCAUUAGUAGCUUCCUAGGCUACAACAUGAACAUUGGAUCCUCGGAGAAAGGAGCUUCAGAUGACCAAAUCUCCAGUCUCCCAAGUUGGAAGUACAAACUCAUCGAUGAAACAUCUGAUUCUGAUUCUUCUCACGCAAGCAAUGAUCCGGAGUGUUGCAUAUGUUUGGCCAAGUAUAAAGAUAAAGAAGAAUUGAGAAAGCUACCAUGUUCGCAUAGGUUUCAUGUAAAAUGCGUAGAUCAAUGGCUUCGUAUCAUCUCGUCUUGUCCUCUCUGCAAACAAGAUCUCCCCAACUAAACGAGUCAGACGAUUGAUUGGAAUCACUGAGUCCAACCAUGUUCCAUGCCUUUGUUGUUCAUUACUUGCGUGUUUCUUGUCUUUUAUGUUGUCGUCCACUCGGACCACACCGGGUUACUUGUGUGAAUGUUAUUGUUUUUUUGUUGUUGUACAAAAGGAGCUCACCAGGAACCGUAACCAUCAUACGCCAUAUACAUGAAUAAAUAAGAUUCAAGAUAA